AUGUCUGAUGGAAACGAUGAUAAUCCGGUGCAAACAAGCACCGAACAAAUGAAAGAAAUAAUUGCCGAAGAAGUAGGGAAGGCAAUGGAAGGUAGUCUAUCCGGGUUUAUAGACAAGAUUCAAAGCACGGUAUUGUCGCUUGUUGAAGAGCGAGUUAAAAGGUUGGAGGAUACUGUCAACCUUAUGAAAGACAAAACUGGAGAACGUAAAGGGUGCUCAUACAAAGAAUUCAUGGCGUGUAAACCGCCAAUCUAUAACGGGGAAGUCGACCCAAUAAUUUGCCAAAGAUGGUUGAGUGAUGUCGAAGGAGUGUUUGAACGAACCCACUGUGACGUGGGUGACUUUGUUGCUUACGGAACUGGCCAAUUGAGAAAUCAAGCCAAGGAUUGGUGGGACAAUAAGAAGAGAGAGAUCGGAGCCGAAGCGGCAAGGGUUAUGACUUGGGAUGAGUUUAAGGUGCCGUUCCUUAAACACCAUAGCCCCAAGGCAGUUAUCAACAGGAUCAAAGAGGAAUUUAUCCAGUUAAGACAAAGGAGGGAAUCAAUUGACAAGAUCACGAGCAUCUUCAUGGAUAAGUUGAGGUUUUGUGACGAGCUACUCACCACUGAAGAGCAGAAGAUAUAUUAUUAUUACAACAUGUUAAGUGCUGAAUAUAGGGAGUUUAUGACUCCUUCAAAAUACGAGACCCUUACCGAAAUCAUUAACGUUGCACAGGAACGGGAAAUUGAGUUGAAGAAGCAAGUCGAAAGAGGUGAGCGAAGGGCACAUGAUGUGAAUCCAAGCCCUACAAAGAAAGCCCGAACGGGAGAGUCGGGAAAGAAGGUGGAUACUAAGGGUGGGUCGCCAAGUUGUAAAGUGUGCGGGAAGGGGCACAAAGGGGAGUGUCGGUUCAAAGACAAGCCAUGCCCCAUAUGCAAUAAGACGGGGCACACGGCCUCGCUAUGCCCGGGAAAAGUCUCUGUUUGUUACAAAUGUUAUCAACCCGGCCACAAAAAGUCCGAAUGUCCGGACUUAGUUGGAAAGAGAGAUGCUAAAGAAUCUCCAACAGAAGCUCCCAAAGCGAAGGCGAGAUCCUUCCAACUUACCGCGGCUGAAGCGAAGACAGAACCCGAUGUGGUUUCAGAAGUUGAAAUAGGGGACAACAAAAGUUUUAUAGUUUGCGAUGUUUGUCGAGGCUGCAAAUUAAGCAUCGACGAUGAAGAAUACUUGAUAGACCUAAUCCGGAUGUCAAUGGGGGAAUUUCAAGUAGUCGUUGGGAUGGAUCGGCUAGCCCAGCACCAUGCAAAAGUCGUGUGUUUCCGUAAGGAGAUAAAACUAACAUCUCCGAGCGGGAAACACGUCACCAUUUAUGGCGAAAAAGGGGGCAACCCCAUAGUGUGCUCGAUGUUGAAAGCUCACAAGCUUAUGAAGCGAGGAUGCAAGGGCUUCAUGAUAUACGCGAAUGAGCCCGGGAAAGAAUUACUAAGAAUUGGAGACGAACCCGUAGUGCGUGAUUUUGAAGAUGUAUUUCUGGAUGAUUUACCGGGAAUGCCGCCCGAGCGGGAGGUGGAGUUCGGGAUCGAGCUGAUUCCGGGCGCAAAACCCGCUGAUAGGAUGCUGAAUCAAGAAAUCAAGCUAGGAAUGAUGCUUAGAAACGCACAUAGUUAA
This is a messenger RNA of Helianthus annuus (common sunflower), 1647 nucleotides long. RefSeq lists its product as uncharacterized. Gene Ontology annotation, molecular function: nucleic acid binding; zinc ion binding. The transcript is spliced from 3 exons. Lineage: Eukaryota; Viridiplantae; Streptophyta; Magnoliopsida; Asterales; Asteraceae. The coding region runs from base 1 to 1647 and encodes 548 amino acids. The record is from RefSeq and is a predicted model, not a curated record.